Austrofundulus limnaeus is the source of this 1834-nucleotide messenger RNA. RefSeq names its product synapse differentiation inducing 1 (gene syndig1). The transcript has 4 exons. Gene Ontology annotation, biological process: synaptic vesicle clustering; positive regulation of synapse assembly. NCBI's taxonomy places the organism in Eukaryota, Metazoa, Chordata, Actinopteri, Cyprinodontiformes, Rivulidae. The record is from RefSeq and is a predicted model, not a curated record. Bases 348 to 1094 code for a protein of 248 amino acids. Gene Ontology annotation, cellular component: synaptic vesicle membrane; postsynaptic density membrane; intracellular membrane-bounded organelle.
CCUCUGCUCUGAAAACUCACAGCAGCUGAAGGCUCCCUCCUCCUCCUGUUCUCCAUCUCUUCUCUGGAGGAGUCAUCCUCAGCGGAGGAUAUCUGGAUCGUGGCUACCUGCUCACCUCCUGCUCACCUCCUGCUCACCUCCUGCCCACCUCCUGCCCACCUCCUCCUCCUCUGUCUUUGUGUGCCGGAGCUUGUCAGCGGGACACUGCUGGCUUCGUGUCCGGCUCAGAGCGCUGUGAGGACGGCCUGAGGACGCCUGGAUGAAGCUCUCAUGUCUCACCUUGGGAGGAGAGUCCAGGCCUCUCUCCUGACCUCUGACCUGAGCAGGGAGCACUUCUGAGGAGAGACAUGCAGGGAGGAGCAGAGGAGGAGACUGACACCUCCUCACUGAGAGGAGGAGCAGGAGGACGAGACUCCUGCAGAACAAACAGCCUCAUCAACACCCAGCGGCUGGGCUCAGACCCUCAGGAGGCCCACCUGUUCCACAGCAGGACUCCUCCUCAGCUCCUGAACUCCAGGACCCUCCUCCCUCAUCACGUGAGACCAGAACCCCCCCUGAGACCUGGGCCGGGCCUCCUCCUGUGCCCUGACAGCAUCCUGCAGGUGUGGGGGGAGGCCGGAGGAGGGGAUUGUUGCGAGACCACCUUCAUCGAGGGGCACGGCCCAGACGUCUUCUCCUCCUCCACCAAGGAGGUGCUGCUGUUUGCUGAUGGGAAGUUCCUGGAGUUCUCAGGAGAAGACACAAAGAUUCCCACGCUGUCGUACGACAUCGAUGACGAGGACUUCCAGGAGGUUGAGAGUGAGUACUCCAGUGAAUCUGAAAGUGAGGACACAUUCCUGCUGAUGCCUCCCAGAGAUCACCUUGGUCUCAGCGUCUUCUCCAUGCUGUGCUGCUUCUGGCCACUCGGCAUCGCUGCCUUCUACCUGUCCCACGAGACCAACAAGGCCGUUUCUAAAGGGGACUUCCAUGUGGCCAGCUCCAGCUCCAGGCGGGCUCUCUUCCUGGCCGUGCUGUCAAUCACCAUCGGUACAGGGAUCUACGUGGGCGUGGCUGUGGCCCUCAUCGCCUACCUGUCCAAAAACCACCAAUGGUGAAGGAGAUUAGAGCGAGGCAGAUUACCCAUCAGCCCCUGCUGAUCCGUCAUGAGGCCUGACUCCUGCUGGGGUGGAUGCUGGAUGUGGUUUUGGAGCAGUGUGGAAGAGAAAGGCCUGAAACAAAGAAGCUUCAGCAGAUCCAGUGUUCUGGUCAUGGUGGUGUGUUUCACUCUGACACCUGUUCAGACAGGUGUGAGACACGUUCAUCUGGACUCUGAAUGUUGGAACCAUUCAAACUUUAAACUCUAAUAAUACGUCUGUGAUCCUCUGAGAUUCUUCAACCUGACAACUGGAAACAUGAGCUCUCAGCAGAGAGGAGGGACGAUGCCUUCAGAGAACCUCAGAAAAAAUACUCUGGACCAUGUUUGAACAGCUGAUGAGACAAAAACAACCUGUUUGACUCACUGUUUCCUUCUGUUAUUAUAUCAAACUUUGACUUUCUUUUGUUUUCACCAGUGUGUGAAUGUGUGAACGUCUGUAAGUGUGAAGAGCUUUGGGGUCCACAGGGUCUUGAUAAAGCUCUAUGAGUUCAGUCCAUUUAUUUUAUUUGAUUUUAUUGAAAUUCAUCAAAUUGUUUCACACAAAACUCCUUAUUUGGUGUCAUUAAAACAAUUCUGACCAAUGAACACAUCAAGGCUUUUUCUGAACGAGUUUUCUGUUUUUUAUUCUACUUAUGAAAAAGUUGAAUGAAUUAUAAAUAUAACUUACUGUUCUCACAAUAAAAGAAUUUUUUAUGAAAA